Molecule: messenger RNA, 4141 nt
Organism: Cucurbitaria berberidis CBS 394.84
Lineage: Eukaryota; Fungi; Ascomycota; Dothideomycetes; Pleosporales; Cucurbitariaceae
Exons: 2
Coding region: 83-3676 (1197 amino acids)
Molecular function (GO): protein binding
Source: RefSeq, a predicted model, not a curated record
GGGUCGUGCCAACAUACCAACACGACCAGCCAACCAUUCACCUUGACUGCCCCAAAGACGUCCUCGCAGGCCGGUGGACAAGAUGACAGACAAUGGCAGAGCCCCGGAUUCCCUAGAGCACGUCACAAAUCGCAGACGUACAUUGCGCUCGUUCCAGGAAAGACGCCCAGAACGCGACGCAAGCGACAAUGAGGCUGCUGCAAACCCCCCAGCGACGCAGCUUCCGUCGCCUCCCCUCCGCCGUAUCAUUCGCCCUCCUCAAGCUGGUAACCUUGCCGACUGGGACGUCGACCAAACCACGGCUCACCCACUCUUCGGCUUUCAGGCCUCUGAACACGCCUCCACCACUAUACCCUCCGCUACAGACUCGCCUCCACCUGGGCCGCAAUCCAGCAGGGGCUUCAUCCCCCGUGCUCGCCGAAGGGACCCCAGGGACUUGGCCACUGGCUCGGGCUGGAGCAGCAGAACACGGACGAGACGUGGUAGUUUAGGCAGUGACGGUAUACCAACUGAGACGUCGGUUGAUCAUCAAUUCGCCGAUGCGCUAGAGCACGAGCUGCUAGGAAACGAAGCCCCUCAGGAAUACUCCGAGGAAGAACCAGACGAAGCGUCAACCGCGCGACCAUCCUUGGACGAUUUGGACCUCUUCCGACUUGCGCGUGCCAUGUCGCGCACGGGCGCAUCUCAGGCUGCAUUAGACGAUAUUGUCCUCCAUCGCAUCAUGCCCGGCGCUACGAAGCGUCCUCGGGAUAAGUUCGAGGCCACAGACGGAAAGGACAUCACCAAAAUACUGGAAAACAAGGGCGCUGUAGCGGUGGUGUUGUAUGACACCUCUACUCCAAAUCCAGAAGCGAAUGAUAUCUGGCCAGAAUGUCGUAGCUCAGCAAAGCUCCCAGCCUGCUAUGUUUUGUUUGAUCGGUCUAAACAAAUCCUACCGGAGUCCAAGUCGAAACGACGUGCGCCAAAUCCUUCUAGGAGGGUAACAAGGUCGCAACUUAAUAGUGAUAGCGCAGACGAGUACCUCUUAGACGCCCCAGCUGGUCGCCCUGAAUGGAAGCUGCCAGUAGAGCUCGUGGAGUUGAUCGCUUGCCACCUCAAUCGAGACGACAUCAAGUCUUUGCGCCUAGUAAGCCGCGAGCUGAACCACUACGUCUCUCAGGUCAUCUUCAAGACCGUCGUAGUUCCCUUUAAUACAGAGAUCUAUGGCAUGCUUGGACAAGAGCCAAAGCCCGACCUCAAGGGAAAGAAGCGAGUAAAGGUGGAGAAUCCAGGGUAUCCUUGGACGAAUGCCACCAGAGACGAGGUAUAUAAUGGCCACGGCCUGGACGUAUUCCGAGGAUUCGGGAAACAUAUUCUGAGGUAUGGAAUGAGCUUCGAAGUCAACGAGGAUUCACUUGCAACCCCCCCGGCAAAGUCACUCACAGAACAGAAGACCAGCUUCUGGGGAAAUUACGAUUGGCCAUUUGAAGAGUAUAGGAGAUUCGCUACUGUCGCUGGCCUUGAAUUCGCUGCCGAUGAAACACCACGAAUGAAGAUAGCAUUCUCAGAGCUGAAUAGGGUAAAGGAACUUGCCUUGUCUGUCGACAGUGGCCUCGGAUGGCUGAAUGGCCCGGAUCGAUCCAUCCGUGCGCGAAUCCUGCAGAGGCCCCAGCAAGUUUUCGGUUCACCAAAAGACGUUCCGGAUCGCCGAUCGCAGGCCCAGCAAGAGCUUUGGCGUCAUAUAGAAGCAUGCCAUGAAAGCAACGGUAGCGACGUUAGGCUGGCAACACUGUACAGAUUGGAUGGGCAGCGCCCCAUGUCUGAGCUCAAGGAAGCCAGCAUGGUGACUGAAGAACAGCCAGAUAUGCCGUACUUGGACCCACGCCUCAUACAUGAAGCGACUCCCCACGACACCGCCGACCUACAGAUACCUACCUCUUUCGAUGACCCAGAUGUUCUUGGACGUUUUGUGUUGACGCCAUCAUCUUCGGGUAGUGGUACUGGUGUGUUGUUUUCGUCGAUCAAGCCUCCAACCGAUGCUGGACAACUCAUAGGCCCAAUCAUACCAGCCAAUCUCACAGAAGCUCAGAAAGAGUGGUUGCUAGAGACGGAGUGGGCUCAGCGAGCUUUCAUGUCUUCGUACAUGCUCUCUGUUAUCGACAAUCCCGUCACUUUCAAUCCUGUUCAUACCUUGAAAAUAUCCCAGCUCUCCGCUCGUUAUCUCCCACUGUUGAACCGAGCAGAUUUCUGGGAGGCUCUACCAAAUCUUACAGAUGUCACCUUGAUGGUACUCCCGGAGUGGCGAACGGUGAAGAAAGAUGAAGCUGGCUUUGUCGAUACACCGAAUAUCAAUCCAUCCAUGGCCCUUCUCCCAUUCUGUAACUUGCUUCGGAAUCAAGUAGCUUGUCGUCCGAACAUUCGAAAUUUGACGAUCGGGUGGGUGACCGGUGGAGAACAUGCGGAAGGUAUGCACGCGAGAAACAGACUGAUAAUGCCCGCUCCCUUGAUGGACGUGGGUGCGUCAGAAAUGCUCGUCGAGAAUGAUAUCAAUGGACUGUGGGCUAACCUGCUUCACUUCCGCCAUGUGGACCGACUCACCUUGGAAAACUGCUGGAUCACACCACCAGCCAUGGUGCAGUUCGUCAAGAUACACGAUGUGCAUAGCAUGAAACAUUUGGUGCUAGACUCGGUAUCCCUUACCGCUAUGUUGCGACCUAACGAGAUCGCGAAUCAAGCGGUGCAGCAAGUAGCCGCGCUCAAUCCGCCUGCCGCCGGCCUUCUUGGAGCCGGGAUGCUUUGGAACGCACUGCAUAAUAACGGCGGUGCUCAGAUGCUGCCGAAUCAACAGCAAUUUUUUCAGGUCUAUAUGCAGACGCUUCAGGUGCAGCUGCAACAGCUACAAGCAAAUGCUGGAGGUGUUCAACAACAAACCCAGAUUGUGGCUCUUACAGCUCUCCAGAACCAAUUGCAACAACAAAUUGCGCAGCUCCAGGCACAGAACCACAAUAAUCAGCUCCAAGUCCAACCCCAGGGCCAAGGAGUAAAUCAGGCAAUACAGCAUCAGCAGGCUCAACCGCAGCCCAACUUCAACCACGCUUUUGUCACGUUUAUGCAACAGACGCAGCAUCACAUCCCUGCUGUUCAGCCCCCGCAUGUGCCCGGGAACGCCCAACCUCAGGCUGACCCUCAGGCUGACCCUCAAUCUGUCCUCAAAAUGCAGCCUCGUGAAGGCUCCUGGAUGAACAUCAUUGACAUUAUCUCGCCCGGCACCAAUCUUUCUGAUUUCGAUUCCGAGCAUUCGCAAGCUGAUGCGGAGCGUAGCACCUCGCUGCAAUCCAUCGAGUUCAUCUCUUGUGGCUAUGCGAGGCUUCCGUAUGCGCCGUUCAGCCAGACGGCCAUCGAGGCGGAUAACGGUCUCGCAGCCAUACUCCGAAGUCCCGUCUUGACCAAACGAUAUCAAGCGCUUGCGCCCGCUAUGUUGAGUGCCAAAUGGCCUCACUUGGGCGUGAUUGUGCAAGAAGUCGAUUCUGCAGAGCUCGCUGCACUCGAUGCAGGCUGGAAUCUAAGGACGGGUUGGAAGGACGCCGAGGAGGCGAGGGCUGUAGAGUUUGACGGACUCUUAUCAGGGGGUACCGGCCGCUUCACUGGCAAAGUUCAAGCAUCAGAUCGUGUGGCCGAGGGUUCUUCUGCGAGUUAGUAGAGUACCUUUGUGCCUUGUGAUCUUCUGCUGACUUUUGUCCGUAGACAGUGAGAGCCUCAUUGUCAGAUUGGAGAGGUGGGACUUGCGGAACUAGGUUUUCUCGCGAGGGUUCGAUUCACUGGUUAGGCGAUGCUCGGAAGUGUGCCGAUGAAUUCUGGGAUUUUCAGACGGUUGCUUCAUGCUGAUAAUGUCAUGGUAUUCCAUGACGGUGCGCUUCUUGCGCGGUUGGCAACAUUCUUGCGAUAACUUGGCUUCCAAGCCGCCAAACGGCGAAUGGCCCGUCUAGGCCUCGAUCAUUUCUGUUGAAGGAAGGCAAGGAAUGUCUCGCGGAUAUACGGAAGCUCGCCUUUUUUCUGGGCGAAUAUAAGUAGCCUACACUUCACUGACAAGUGUGUCGUUUGUAUCAAUAGAUGAAUAGAUGAUAAUAAUACUCAGGUUCUCUGAUCUGGUAUUGAUUCGGAC